Molecule: messenger RNA, 2809 nt
Organism: Mugil cephalus (flathead mullet)
Lineage: Eukaryota; Metazoa; Chordata; Actinopteri; Mugiliformes; Mugilidae
Product: cell surface A33 antigen-like
Exons: 7
Coding region: 147-1493 (448 amino acids)
Cellular component (GO): plasma membrane
Source: RefSeq, a predicted model, not a curated record
CAUCCGGAGGCCUGCUUCACAGUCAGUUAUCAGUCUUUCUGUCUAGGGUUUCGGAGCAAGUGUUUUUCCGAGCGGCUUCUCAUCCCCAUUUUGUUGUAGAAUAAACGAGCAAGAACAAAGGAGCCAGUGGAGAUAAGUUCAUUAAAAUGAAGGCAUUUUCCAUGGAGAGGAGAAUUUUUAUCUUAAUUCAGCUGUAUCUAGGACUGUCGGGCGUGGGCGCACUCACUGUGAAAAUCCCUCAAACCCAGUAUGAGUAUGCCAGGGGUGAUAACGUCAUGCUGCCUUGCACCUUUAGCUCCACAGUCAGACCAAUACCCCUAAUCAUCAUCACAUGGUCUGCAUAUGCUGUGAAUGAUAUAUCUGAUGAAAGGACCCAGAUCUUAACCUACUAUUAUCCCAAUAACAUCACUGACAUCAAAAAUGAGUAUGAAGGUCGACUGUCACUGGACUUUGAUCUCAACACUGGAAAGGCAAACUUGAGGAUUUCCUCCAUCACACUGGUAGACAAUGAGAAUUUUGAGUGUCGUGUCAACAUCCCUGGUGACGAUGAGGGCGAGCCGUUUGAUUCGACACGUUUGGUGGUUCUAGUUGCUCCGUCUACACCCAUUUGCAAGAUCCAGGGCAAGGCAGAAUAUGGCCAGAACAUCAACCUGACCUGCAAGUCUGAGGAAGGUUCCCCUCCACCCACUUAUACAUGGACUAGUAAAGAUGCACAGGGCACCCCUCGGCCUCUAGACCCGAGAAAUCCUCCAAAGGGAGGCGUAAUGUCUCUAUAUAAUAUCUCCAAAGACACAUCGGGAUACUUCAAAUGCGUCUCAGAAAAUAAGAUUCGUUCCGAUUUCUGCAACAUCACCCUGAAGGUCAUGCCACCGUCCAUGAACAUUGGCUCCACCGCGGGAAUUAUUGGUGGAGCUGUCGCUGUGCUGAUCAUACUCAUCAUUGUCAUCUAUUGCUGCUGCUGCCGAAAGAAGAACAAAGAGGAGGAAUACGCUAUGGGCAACGUUGAGGAUGAGUACCACGACCAAGAGUCAAAUCCUGAAAAGCAGGAGAAACCUCGGAGCAAUGACGACUCUAACAGGCCUGCUGAAGGACGGGACCGCUAUGACGAACGCGGUGAGCGCGUUUAUGAUCGUCCCCAGGACUACGACGACCGGCGCAGCGACUACGACGACCGACGCAGCGACUACGACGACCGGCGCAGCGACUACAACGACCGGCGCAGCGACUACAACGACCGGCGCAGCGACUACGACGACCGCCGCAGCGACUACACCGCCCGCCGCAGCGACUACGACGACCGGCGCAGCGACUUCGACGACCGGCGCAGCGACUACAACGACCGGCGCAGCGACUACGACGACCGGCGCUACGAUGACCGCAGAGAUCCACGGUAUGCUGACGACGACCGCUACGAUGAGCCCCACAACAGUCUUGACCGCAACAGGCCACCAGUGCCGAAUAAUAAGCCACCAAGGAGAGACUACGAUAAAUAAGGCCCCCAGCCUCAAUCACAUUUAGUUGACUUUAUUUUAUAGUGUAUCUAGCUGAUACCUAAUUGGCUCAAUUGGCUUUUUAACAAAAAUAAGGAUCGUGCCCUGUUAUAUUUUAAGUGGAACAUUUCUGAUAGUUGAAAUCCUAUAGGUGUGACUGAGAUGAGACAUGGAGGAGGAUUAGUGUGGGAUGGGCAGGCAAACCAAAAUGGUGCCCACGAAGGCCAUGUGAUCUGUGUUUCGUAGGUAGUAGGUGGGUGGAGUCAACAGUCGAAACCUCCAUGUGUUAGUACAAACACUGUCUGGAAAGAUUUGUUCAAGCAUUACAUCCAGCUUACAUUGUACUGGACAAACAUUUCACAGAUCCCAGAAACACAGGUUUUACAUUUUAAAGUAAAAUAUUUGUCUCCUUUGUUGGUUCUAUAUAUAUAUAUAUAUAUAUAUAUAUAUCCAUUCUAACAAAUUUAAAAAGCCACACUUCCAACAACCCAGGUUUAAUUAUUUGUCCUCAUAAUUUUAAAUAGUAUACAGAUUAUUGGAUUCAAAUUUGUGCUGAAUAAGAAAAGUGUAACUAUUGUCUCUGUAUGUCUGUUUUUCUUAAUGUAUAUACUUUUUUUUUUUUUACUGAGAUAUAUUAAUGGACUGCGAUCAAAACGGUUACAUGCUUUUGAAUCUUUAACCCUUUUUGAGUGAUACACAAAAGACAGUAUGUUUUUGUUUGUGAGUGCUGCUUAACCUGUUGAAAUGUGCGUGAAAAUAACUGCACCUGUUCAGUCUGGUUGGAUGACAUUUUAAAGUGACUCAUCGAACACCUUGACGAAACACCUUGCGCAGGAUGUUAUCAAAUGUGUGGACACGAGGUUUGUAGUACACAGAUUAUCUUAGAUUAGAUUAAGUAUUUUGGCUUGAAAUUCAACAAAGCCUCUGAUUUUUUUAUUUCUAUUUUAUUUUUUACAAAGCUACAUUCACACUAAACAUGUACUCAAAUUAUUUUUGUGUGAAGUUACUGUAUAUUUUUCUGUAGAAACUGGGCUUGAAUGCUUUGUGUUCUUUUUUCUUUUUUUUUACCUCAAUAUUAGAAUUAUUAGAGCUUCCGCUAAUUGUUGGGCAAUUGUUUAAACACACAUUUAGGAACGUCAAACCUAAAUAAUAUUUGUUAUGUUUAAUUAUUACAUAGAAUAUUGAAUUUUAAAGAUGCUACUAUUGUGUCAAGCAAUAAGUUUCUGAUUGGGAUUUGUCUAAAUGUUUUGGGUUUUCUGUCUUGGAGAUGCAUGAACUAUGACUUUGAAACAAUGCUGAAAUAAACUGCUCAAAGCAAA